CAGAAACGCCCUCACCUACCUCAAACGCAUAAAUGCAAUAUAAGUCAUUUGGAAACUAGCGCUCAUUGAGAUUGCAUUGAAGUAGCCUAAGCAUCAAAUCAUCUUCGAGUGAUCUUUUUAACCACUUCAGAUAUGGACGAAAUGAUUCUAGAGGAAGGCAACCAGAAGAAAACUCAGAGAUUAUGUUGUGGUAUCUCCCUGCAGUCAAUUUUCAACUUCAUUGUUGUUGUUGGACUGCUUUUGUUGUGUUCGUCUGUAAUUUUCAAGUUCCAACAAAUCGAUAACAAGCUGAAAGGACUUCCGACGCUAGGUCACGAGACAAGCAAACCUGAAGCAUCGUCGCUGACAGAUGAUAAGCCUAGCUGUGAAAUUCAGUGUGAAAGGGGGCCGAUUGGAAUGACAGGUGAAAGGGGACCCAUUGGAAAGACAGGUGAACAGGGAGUACAAGGACGGCCAGGUCGACCUGGCCCACCUGGACCAAAAUAUGUACCAG
Anneissia japonica is the source of this 493-nucleotide messenger RNA. RefSeq names its product collagen alpha-1(XIII) chain-like. The annotation marks the transcript as partial. NCBI's taxonomy places the organism in Eukaryota, Metazoa, Echinodermata, Crinoidea, Comatulida, Comatulidae. The record is from RefSeq and is a predicted model, not a curated record. The transcript is spliced from 6 exons.